Messenger RNA from Triticum turgidum subsp. durum (durum wheat), 1458 nucleotides. Lineage: Eukaryota; Viridiplantae; Streptophyta; Magnoliopsida; Poales; Poaceae. The record is from the annotation of a GenBank genome assembly.
AUGGACAUGACAAGUAGCGCGGUCUGGUUUGCCAUAGCUCUUUUGUCCCUCAGUGUCGUGGUCACAAAGAUUGUGUCAGGAAGACUAAUUACAUCUGAUCGAAGACGCCUUCCACCCGUUGUUAAUGGCAUUGCUAUGCUAGUACUAGUACCAAUUUUCAUCAGAAACGGUCGACAAGCUACAAUCCAAUACCUGCAUACCAAGUUUGGUAGUGUAUUCACAAUAAGUUUGUUUGGACUAAAGCUAACCUUCUUGAUCGGGCCAGAAGUUGCAGAUCAUUUCUUUCAAGGGUUGGACUCAGAAAUUAGCUAUGGUAAAAUCUAUGAGUUCACUGUGCCAAUGUUUGGCCAAGCAGUUGGUUAUGGUGUAGAUAGCACCACUCAGAAUGAGCAGAUGCGGUUCUCUAGUGAUUCAAUGACGCCACUGAAUUUGAGGAGGAAAGUUGAACCAAUGCUUCAAGAAGUAAAGGACUACUUUUCACAAUGGGGAGAAGAUGGCAUAGUUGAUUUGAAACAUGAACUGAAGCACUUGCUCAUGCUGAUUUCGAGCCGUGCCCUGCUUGGGAGGGAGGUUCGGGAGGAAGUGUUCAUGGAAUUCUGUCAGCUAUUUUCUGAUAUUCAAGGAAGCGCAAAUAUGAUCAAUUUAUUAUUUCCUUAUGUUCCAAUUCUGACAAACCGCCAACGUGAUAGAGCACGCAUAAAACUCAUAGAAAUACUCUCUGAAAUUGUGAGGUCACGGAAGUUGUCUGGCCCAGUGGGGGAUGGUGAUAUGCUACAGAAAUUUAUGGAUUCCAGGUAUAGAGAUGGCCGCUCCACCACUGAAGAAGAGAUCGCGGGGCUUUGUAUUGCCAUUUUCUUUGCUGCAAAUCACACUUGCUCCCACGCCAUUACCUGGACCGCUGCUUAUCUGCUGAGCCAUGAAGACUGUUUAACAACUGUUGUUGAGGAGCAAAAGAAUAUCAUUAGGGAAAACAAGGACCGCAUAGACUAUAACAUCUUGUCACAUAUGCAUUUUCUUCAUAGGUGCAUCAAAGAGGCACUACGGAUGCACCCCCCAGUACCAGUAUUUCUUCGCAAGGCACAUAUGCCCUUCACAGUGCGGACCAAGCAAGGCGACCAAUAUGACAUCCCAAAAGAUCACAUCCUCGCAAGCCCUACCAUACUCAACCAUAAUAUGUCUUAUAUUUAUAAGAACCCUCAGCAGUAUGACCCGGACCGGUUUGGUCCGGAAAGAAAGGAGGACAAAAUUGGUGGUAAAUUUUCAUACACAUCAUUUGGUGCUGGAAGGCAUGCUUGCUUUGGCGAGGCCUAUGCUUAUAUGAAGUUUAAGAUGAUAUGGAGCUACAUGCUAAGGAAUUUUGAAGUAAAACUACUCUCUUCGUUCCCCAUAGAAGACUCCCGCAAGUUUGUCCCAGAACCUCAAGGAAAAAUGAUGGUUAGUUACAAGAGGCUUCGAUAA